Alternaria burnsii is the source of this 2175-nucleotide messenger RNA. RefSeq lists its product as uncharacterized. The coding region runs from base 1 to 2175 and encodes 724 amino acids. Gene Ontology annotation, molecular function: ATP hydrolysis activity; ATP binding. Lineage: Eukaryota; Fungi; Ascomycota; Dothideomycetes; Pleosporales; Pleosporaceae. The record is from RefSeq and is a predicted model, not a curated record. The transcript has 3 exons.
AUGGAAGCUCAAGCGCAUGAAAAGCGACCACGAAGUUCUAGCGAUGCUUCAACAGGCAGUGGUUCUGGCCCCAUCCAGCAGCGACCCAGAACCGAGAGGCUUGAGCGCACACGUUCACCAACCGGAGCUCCGAUUCAGCAACCGAGUGUCAUACACCGUGUACGCUGCUUCCAUACCCGUGAGUAUCAUACAGAUCAUCCUUCUAUCGCAUGCUACCUCGAUAUACCAGCCAUGCCGGCAAACGCAAACCGAACAACUCCACUUUGUGGCCAGGAACCCUUGUUAGACUUGGAAACCUAUCUGGCAGGGCGGAUUGGCUUCAGCUUCGUGGUAUUCCAAGAGUACGACUGUGAGGCUUACCACAAGGAGAUCAAAAGCAUCUUCACACGACUUCCAAUGCCUUCCAUGCCUCAGCUCAUAAGCACUCAGUCCAAACCUUAUUUCCAGAUUCUCGAGUUUGGCGGACCACGAGCCAAAGCGACCUCCGAGCAGAUACAGCUCUCUGAAAGUCUUGAAAAAGCUUUGUGCGACCUACGCGACCUCAACACAAACUGGGUCAAAGAACGGGGUUUCGGGGAGGACCUUGUUUACCCAUACGCAAGAUUGUAUCAUUUCAAGCAUCUUUUUGUCGAACCUUUCACGCAAGCACCGGACCCGCAACAACAGAUAGGCCUGAAAGUGCUAUUCCAUUACCUAACCAAUCGCUUAACGUCCAUUUACGAGGAAUUAGCAGAACUUUCGGCCGCGAGAAUCGCAAGCCAAGAGCACUGGGCGAUGCUGUUUCAGCCAGAUGACAUAGUAAUUACGACCGAAAACGGCCACCUUCAGGCAUUCACGGUAACGUCCUGCCGUCUGCACAGCCAUAACACAUUGGUCAUAGAUUGCUGGUCAUGGGAGUAUGAUGGAAACUUUUUUCGAAAGCACACCACCCUUUCACAUGUGUGGCCCUCCAAGUCACAGCAGAUCGCCAUCACAGAGCUUCCGGUAUACCCCAUUCGCUACGCAGUAGAUGGAGUCGAGUCUGGACUACGAGAGCGGGGUUACACUUUCUGGAGCUGCCGGCGUCAAAAAUAUGUGAAUUACGAUGUGCCACUGCAAGGGCUCGGCUCGCAACUUGCUAAUCUGCGGUACAUGGUCGACACGGAAGCUUACAAGCUGAUGCACAGCCGUGACGACGACCCAAUAACCAAAAGCGAGCUCAGUGAUGCUGUAUUGGAGAGCGAUGUGCCCCCAGGUGGCCCUUUCACGCUUAUGCUGCCUGCGACUAUCAAGGGAUACGGGUUUCACAACAAAAAAUGGAAUGUUCUAAUGGUGGAUCACAUACGGGACAUCAAAUGGAAUAGUGGGGUCUUCGAACAACGACUGGUUUUACAGGAAGGCAAAAAGGAGCUAGUAAAAGCUUUAGUCACGGUACAUAUCGAAAAGAGCCGGGACAUCAAGAUGGAUUUCAUGGACGGAAAGGGUGAGGGCCUUAUCAUGUUACUACACGGCGGGCCAGGUACCGGCAAGACUCUUACAGCGGAGAGUAUCGCAGAACUCGUGGAACGCCCAUUGUACAGAGUGACUUGCGGUGACGUCGGAACAGAUGCGGAAAGCGUUGAGAAGUAUCUCGAAUCGGCUCUGUACAUUGGAAGUACCUGGGAUUGUGUGGUUCUACUGGAUGAAGCAGACGUCUUCCUCGAAGAGAGAACAAAAAUGGAUCUUCAGCGUAACGCGCUGGUUUCCGUGUUUUUGCGUGUCUUGGAAUACUAUGAUGGUAUAUUGAUCCUAACGACAAAUCGUAUCGGCACCUUCGACGAGGCUUUCAAGUCGCGUAUCCAGCUCGCGCUCCACUAUCCGCCGCUGAAUAGGGAUGGUCGCUGGGAAAUUUGGAGAAAUUUUGUUCAGUCAUUGUCGGAAGCUGGGGAAAACAUCAACACCGAAGAAAUCAGCAGGAAACUCGACAUCCUCGCACGACAUAAACUGAAUGGCCGGCAGAUCAGAAACACGAUCAGCACAGCUCGGCAGCUGGCACGGUACAAGAAGGAAACGUUACGCUACACGCAUGUAGACCAGGCAGUCAGAGUGGUUAAUGAGUUUGAGAAGUACGUUACAGACGUACACGGCCAUGAUGAUGAGGAAUAUGCGCAGGAUCAAGGCUUAAGGAACGAUCAAGCCUUGCGCGAUGGAGACUGA